AUGGAGGCUUCAUCGUACUUCGAGACCGCAUCGCCCUCCUUCUCAACCUUUUCACUGUCACCGGCUGCAACACCCGAGUCCGUCAGCACACCGGGGACACAAAGAUCCGUUCUUUUCGACGACGAUGUGGCAGCGGACCCCCUCGACAUCGGUGGGAGCAGAACUUCCUUUAUCAUGGUCGUCGGCGGAUUGGGGUACAUUGGGUCGCAUACGGUAUUGGAGUUACUCAAGGAGGGUUACAACGUCCUCGUCAUCGAUGACUUGAGCAAUUCAUAUGAGAAUGUGCUGGACAGGAUAAAGACCCUGGCAAUCGAAUCCUGUGCGGCACAAGGGAAGACCAUGCCAGCCUUGCACUUUCGACAGCUUGACUACCGUAGCCCUGCUAUGAAGUCUAUUCUGGCCAGCUACGCGUCAUAUUCUGUAAGCAGUAAGCCACUGCCCAUAUCGAGAGGCUUCCCUUUCUCCACGCUCCAUCGAACAGACUCUGGCAUCGAUAUGGACAUGGACGACACGCAAGAACCCAUCCUAGAGCGACAGUCUAGCAUAUCAGGUGUGAUCCAUUUCGCGGCUUAUAAAUCAGUGGAAGAGAGUAUCCGAAUGCCAUUGAGGUAUUAUAGCAACAACGUCUGCGGAUUGGUGGACUUCUUAGGCCUCCUGGAAGAGUUUGGCAUCAAGAACUUCGUUUUUUCGUCCUCUGCCACGGUCUAUGGCGAGGGCGCCAACUGCGGGAUUCCACUUCGCGAGGAGUUGUGCGUGCACCACCCAGAAACAUUCCUUGACAACGAUGGAUCCGAGCAACAUGUCCUACCUGGAGUUGUAGGUCUCACUUCGCCAUAUGGACGUUCCAAGUUUAUGUGCGAGUCCAUCCUUGCAGAUCUUGCAAGAUCCGACCCAACCUGGUCAAUCACUGCUCUACGAUAUUUUAAUCCGGUUGGCUGCCACGAAUCUGGUAUCUUGGGCGAAGAUCCUAGGCAGAAGCCGAGCAACUUGAUUCCGGUCAUCGCUACUGUCCUCACUGGAGCCAGACCAGUCUUGGAUGUCUUUGGUACUGACUGGAAUACCCCCGAUGGAACAGCCGUUCGGGACUUCAUCCAUGUAGUCGACCUAGCCCGAGGGCACAUUGCGGCCUUGGCGGCUUCGGCAGCUGGCCGCACGAAGGCUCCCUUCCGCACCUACAAUCUUGGAACGGGAAGGGGGCAUACCGUUCGUGAGGUGCUUCGGAGUUUGGAAUUGGCGUCCCAACGGAAGAUUCCAGCCCGGGAGGUGGGCCGAAGGGCGGGAGACGUUGGUUUCUGCGUAGCCGAGGUGCAACGAGCUGAAGUUGAACUGCAGUGGAGAGCAGAGAGAACGCUGGAUGACUGUUCCGGGGAUGUCUGGAACUUUACAAAGGCUCGGUGUCCAGAAAUACUUGAGACGGAUACGAUAAUGUGCUAG
Cucurbitaria berberidis CBS 394.84 is the source of this 1434-nucleotide messenger RNA. Its product is annotated as UDP-glucose 4-epimerase. Gene Ontology annotation, molecular function: UDP-glucose 4-epimerase activity. The coding region runs from base 1 to 1434 and encodes 477 amino acids. Gene Ontology annotation, biological process: beta-D-galactose catabolic process via UDP-galactose, Leloir pathway. Lineage: Eukaryota; Fungi; Ascomycota; Dothideomycetes; Pleosporales; Cucurbitariaceae. The transcript is spliced from 3 exons. The record is from RefSeq and is a predicted model, not a curated record. Gene Ontology annotation, cellular component: cytosol.